Gasterosteus aculeatus aculeatus (three-spined stickleback) is the source of this 3090-nucleotide messenger RNA. RefSeq names its product LIM and cysteine-rich domains 1 (gene lmcd1). NCBI's taxonomy places the organism in Eukaryota, Metazoa, Chordata, Actinopteri, Perciformes, Gasterosteidae. The record is from RefSeq and is a predicted model, not a curated record. Gene Ontology annotation, molecular function: zinc ion binding.
UCCUGGGUUAAGAACACAAACAGCCCAGUCAGGCCUCGGUGCACCAGGUAGCGUCCGAUCUGCUGAGGACAAGGACUGAAUUCACAGCCUGCUCUGCUGCAGAAAGACAUCUGUGCAGCGGCCGUUUGUUUCUUUUAAAAGAAACUCAAAUGUGCCUAAUUAUUGCCAGCCUGCUUCAACAUGGUCCACAGCUGGAACAGAGGAGGGACCCAAUAUUUAGCAGAGCAGAAAGAGGAACUUUGAAGGUUUGAUCAAAAUUAAGAGGUGAAGCUGCUGAGUUCAGGUCGCAGCGAGCCGGCAACAGGACAGAACAGAACUACAGCUGAGAAGAGAAGAGUGCACGGCUGAGCAAGAGAAAGGAGGGAGGUGAUCGGCUGGAUCGCCGUGCUGAGCGGCGGCCCGGAGCGCCUGUGGGCGGGGAGAGAGGAAGUGCGGUCGACAGAAGAGAGGAAUUCAAGCCCCAUUGUUCUGGACCGGCAGCGGCACAGCGGCGAGCCGAGGAGCCGGACAACAUGGACCUGAGCUCGGCCAUGGAGAAGGUGUCCGUGGAGCCGAGUGCAGGAGGUGCAGCGGCGUGUCGCAUAUGUGAGGAGCGCUGCUCUGGAUUCCAGCCGCAUUCCUGGAGGAAAGCGUGCGUCUCCUGCGGCUGCAGCGCGGCCGACCACCCCGCGGGGGGGGACGUGGAGGACGACCAGCGCAUGGGACGCCUGCUCGCGGACUCGCCCUGCGGCCAUUUGACGGCGAAGGUCAAAGGAGGCGGCGGCCUGCGCGUCUACAAGAGGAACCGCAUGAUCGUGACCAACCCGGUGGUGUCGCGCAAAGACCCGACCUUCAACACCACCACGUACGAGUGGGCGCCGGCCGGCGCGGCCCAGACGCUGGCCAUGCAGUACAUGGAGCUCGUGCCGCAGGCACAGCGUCCCGUCUCCGGGACGGGUGGAGCGCUGGAGCGACGGCGGCAACUCUUCGGUCAGCUUCCUGCCUACGAUCAGGACCCCAUGAAGUGCCAGAGCCUGGCGAGCGAGGAGGAGAUUUCCUCCAUGCUGCUGUUUGUGAAGAGCUACAAACAGGAGGUGCUGGGAGUCGGGGAGGUGGCCUUCCCCGGGGAGGGCCGGGCUCUGAGCGAAGCGGCCUCUCAGAGGACGGCCAAGGACGCCAAGGACGGCGGCGACAGGAGGGAUGCUCCCAGGCAGCAGGACUCCUCCUCCGCUGCUGGUUCCACUAACGGAACCGACGACGGGACCGGACAUCGGUGCACCGGUUGCCACGGUGAGGUCGCCAAGGAGACCCCGGCUGUUUACGCUGAGCGUGCAGGUUACCACGGCGCCCUGUGGCAUCCCGCCUGCUUCGUGUGCUCCGAGUGCGGCCAGGCUCUGGUGGACCUGGUCUACUUCUGGUCCGCUCACAAGCUGUUCUGCGGGCGCCACUUCUGCCAGACCGUGUGGCCGCGGUGCUCCGGCUGCGACGAGCUGAUCUUCUGUCAGUCCUUCCACACGGCGAAGGAUGGACGCACUUGGCAUCAUCAACACUACUGCUGCUGGCGGUGUGGGCGGAGCCUGGAUACGCCCUGUCAGCACUGAGGCGGGGCUAAAAAAAAAACCGCACAUACGACAUCGUGUGUCGUGAAGUAAAGAAAUAAGUGUAGCUUUUAAUCUUUGGACGUGUGUGCAGUGAUGGAGUCGACGAUGCCGUCGGGGUCUCCUGGUUCUCCUGGUCCUCGGCGUCGUCGCCUCCUUCAUCUUCUGGCCUUCGACCCUCCUUAAGGCAGAGUAAACACACAAAAUAGAAAAUAGGAAAUAAACAUUAUACCAAACAAAUGGGGCUGAAAGUUUAAUGCUGAUGCAACAUUUACUACUUAGAACAUGAUAACCAAGAAGUCCAGUUGCUAUUUGGAUGUUCAUGAUACUAAAGACAUCUAGUGGACGUUGUUGAAGUAUUUGAAGACUUACUGGUGUUUGAGGUACUUAAGCAAAUGUUACCUUGACAGAAGAGUGUGUAAAGUACUUUAACAAACAUUGGGUAGAUGUAGCAGCUCAGAUUCAACCAGCAGACAGUUUAGUAAAUGAAAGUAAAUUGAGCAAUAAAACAAUUUUAGAAAAGUUCAAAGUUGGUUGCAGUACUUUUUACCUUCUUGGAGCGUUGCAUGUUUAUUUUUUUGAGGAUUUUAUUUCCUCUGCUGCCUCCGAAGUUUCAAAGUUCCUGUUUCUGACUUUGGAAAGAGCAGUUAAAGAAACGCAGGUUCCACUUACUGUCUACUAGCGUUUGGUUGUUUCAUCUCCAUUUUGAAAAAAAAACACACAACAUCUGCUGAGCUCAUGACUAAACUUCCAACCGCAAUAUUUAGAUUAUAUUUAUUUCACCGGAUUUAUUUCAUCCUACAUAAUGUAACUAGCAGUUUAUCAUCUUUUUGGAUAAUCUAAGAUCUGUGGAUCUAUGAAGGCUGGAAAAGGCAUAAUAAUGAUCUAUAAUGAAUAGUAGGACUAUGCUGGAUUUUGAUUUUUUAUUUUGAACUAGACUAAAUUUUGACUCUCGGCCUCAAUUAUUUUUUCGAUUGAUUGCUGCUAGAAGGCGCUAAUUGUUGAGUGUGAAGUUUAAGCUUAAAAUAUAGUGUGACGAGAUCAGCUGAAAUAUUCAGCAAACAGACAAUACUGUUCAUCGGCGUAAAAUACAUCGCACAUGGCAAACGCAUAUCUCAUAAAGAUUGUGGUUUGGGUUCAGAUAAAUAUGGAUUGUUAGUUUGUGUUGACUUUGGCGCCCCCCUGCGACCCCCCCCCCCCCUCUCCGGUUUCUGGUGUAAUAACAGAUACAUAACUCCCGGAUAACAACACGGAUCCAGUCAAAGACUCGGGGGGUUUUUGUCGGUAAUCGCGGACACAGAUGUGAUUUGAAGCUCUGAAUGUGACCAUUUAGAUUUAUUUUAUUACACUGUGGGACAAAACACAAAACAGAUUACUGGAUUCCACAGUGAACAGUGACCGAUAUAAAUCAAAAUGUACGGUUUAAAUUCAUAAGUGAUGAUGUUAAAAAUAUGUUUCUGCUUCUCAUGUUUUGACAGCUGAUAGAAUAAAAGUCACUUCUGGUUAAACUCCA